UGCGUAGUACUCUUUUUCUCAAAGCUAACUGUUAGCGGCGCUAAAGACGUGGCAGAAGUCUUUCGACAUGGAUGCAGCUGCUCUGGUUAUCCUGACUUUAUUACUUGGAGUUCUGGUUAUUUUGGUCGCAUUUGCGGUUGGUAAUAGAAAACAAGAAAUAAAGGAACAAACAGAGCCAGGAGUGGAGGCUGCAGUUGAUUCCAGUUCUGUGAAAGCAGCUGCAUCCAAGAAGCAGAAGCAGGAAAAGCAGCAACGGAGCCGCAAAGAUAAACCGACUCAGCACACUUUCAGUCAUCCUCUGUUGGCAGCCUCACUGAAGAGCCACAGCGGGAAUGUGACGUGCCUUGAUUUCAGCAGCAAUGGGAAGUACCUGGCUUCCUGCGCUGACGACCGGACCGUUCGGAUCUGGAGCACCAAAGACUUCUUGGACCGAGAACACAAAUGUCUGAGAGCGAACGUGGAGCUGGAUCACGCCCUAUUGGUCCGCUUCAGUCCAGACUCCAGAGCGUUCAUCACCUGGCUGGCGAACGGAGACACUCUUCGCAUCUUCAAGAUGAUCAAAAAGGAUGACGGCACUUUCAACUUCAAGGCUGCUCCGGAGGAUUUCCCCCAGAAACACAAAGCCACCAUUCUAAACAUCGGCAUUGCAGAGACGGGGAAGUUUAUAAUGAGCGCCUCUACAGACACCAGCAUUCUCAUCUGGGAUCUGAAAGGAGAUAUUCUGGCCUCGAUCAACACUAACCAAAUGACCAAUUCUUAUGCUGCUGUGUCCCCGUGUGGCAGGUUUGUGGGGUCCUGCGGCUUCACGCCAGACGUAAAGGUGUGGGAGGUUUGCUUCGGUAAAGGAGGAGAGUUCAAAGAGGUGGCACGAGCGUUCGACCUGAAGGGACACUCUGCAGGGGUUCACUCGUUUGCCUUUUCAAAUGAUUCCCAUAGGAUGGUAACUGUGUCCAAAGACGGAACAUGGAAGCUGUGGAACACUGAUGUGGAGUAUAAGAAGCAGCAGGACCCUUACCUCCUGAAAACCGUUCCCUGCACCUCAUCGGAUGGUAGCCGCAUUGCUUUGUCGCCAGACGGUCGGGUGGUUGCCAUCAGCAGCGGGUGCAAUGUGGCGAUGUACGACGCCACCAGCGGGAAGCUGGAGGAGGAGCUGCAUGGGGUCCACAGCGAGGAGAUCACUGACCUCAGAUUUGAUAUUAAUGGCCGCUUUUUGGUGAGCAGCGGCGACAAGGCCAUCCGGGUGUUUCACAACGCGCCGGGUUAUCGGGCGGCGAUUAGAGACAUGAAUGACAUGCUCAAAAAGGCUCAGAACGAGGCCAUGAAGCAGAGACUGCAGCAGCAGAUCAAAGAGGCUCAGAGCGCCCUUGACUUGGCGCUCGCCGCUCCUGCUAACUGAAAAGACUGUGACCCUGUUUGAUGUAACACAUGUGCUGUAAGGUGAUGCGGUUAAAAAAAAAAAGAGAACUUUGCAUGAGAUUUUAAUAAAAAUGCUCUUUUUAUGGAUUGA
This is a messenger RNA of Oryzias melastigma (Indian medaka), 1507 nucleotides long. It is a transcript of the gene tbl2, whose product is annotated as transducin beta like 2. Gene Ontology annotation, cellular component: endoplasmic reticulum. Bases 68 to 1396 code for a protein of 442 amino acids. NCBI's taxonomy places the organism in Eukaryota, Metazoa, Chordata, Actinopteri, Beloniformes, Adrianichthyidae. Gene Ontology annotation, biological process: endoplasmic reticulum unfolded protein response. The record is from RefSeq and is a predicted model, not a curated record. Gene Ontology annotation, molecular function: protein binding. The transcript is spliced from 7 exons.